ACAUUAACAACAUUCAUUUCUAGAACUCUAUUAUCAUCGCGAAAAAAACAAAACAAAACAAAAAAAACCACUGAAAAAUAAUUCCUAGGUUCCCUUUCUCUUUGCCUCCUUUCUACUUUUUGCUCCUGGUAAUCACCAUGCUACAUUCUAUCUCUUCUGCUAUCUAGAAACCUCUGUAAGUGGAAUCAAAUACUCAUCCUUUCAUGUCUGGCUUAUUGGACUGAACUAAAUCACUUUAAUCAAUACCCUGGGGUUAUUCAUAACCUUGAUUCUAAUUUACAUCUGACUCCAGAUGUUGUAUUUAAGACUAAAUGGCUAGCUUUGUACUUUAUACUGUUUCCACUUAAUGCUUAAGGAUACUUCAUUCUAGCAAAUUAUCAACUCAGUUCAUAGGAACAAUCCUAUCACCGUUUCAGUAAGAAUUUUAUUGGUUUACUUACUGUGUCUUUAGAUUGUGAUCUCUUUUCAUUCCACUUGUAGUCCAUAGACUUUAGAGUCUUUGCUAGUCUCCUAAAUAAUAUAUAGUAAUACAAAAUAAAGUUGUUGGACCACCCACGAUAAAUGGAAAGCUAUUUUGAAAGCUCUCUUUUGAUACAAAAUAAUUUCUCGGAGUUGAAUCUGCUCUAAAUGAAGAGAAUCUAAAACACACCAAAAUUUAUAUUUAGCUAAGGAAAGAUGCCAAGGUUUCAGGUUAUAGGAAACUGUCAAGGUUAUCUCAUUUUUCUUUUGAGGCAUCCCUAAUUUUCCAAAAACUACUUCUGGAUAAGGACACUAAUCCUCCUGGGGUCUCAAGUGGGUUACAUCAGACCAGCCUGUGUUUACCAACCGUGUGCACGUAACAGCACAUACAGUGUACGGUAUUGGUAGGGUGCUGCGGUAACUAAUGCAGGUCAAGCACAAUGAAGGGCACCUGCAACCCGCAGGCUGCCCAGAGUUCUCCAGUAUCGCUUCAUCCCGCAAGUUCAUUCCAGCUGACAAGCACAGUCCUCUUAAAGAACAAGGUCUGCGAGUCUGUGGCCUUUCCGUCCUUGUAAAGUAAAAAAGCAUUCGUCGUUAGCCAUGACGAGAGCCAACGAGUAAAAAGGAACUAGGACCGCAAGGAACGCAAAAACGCACAAAAUGGACCACCACGCUUGCUGAUUCCGCUCUCCGCUGAACGCAGCCUCUUCCCAGCAUGCUCUGGGCGUCAACGCGAGACUUCAAUCAAUUCUCGCGAGAUUUAUUGGCAGCCAUCUUCUUGGGGGUGCUGGGAGCCGGGAAGACCCCUGAAUCGGUCCCUUUGAGGCACCCCUUCUUCGCUUUCUUCACCUCUGCUUCUGUCGCAUUGCCAACAAGCACCUAGUCCCGAAGCUAAGAGGAAAGCCCAGGUCUAAGCGUGUUCGGUGCUCCUCCUUCGGGAAGAUUCGCUGGGGAGCAGGGCAGGGGGAGGGCCUCGGCGAACCGUUGCUGCCUCAGCCUGGGCCGGGGUCCUCAGAGGGGAAGCUCCUGGCAGCCCGUGGGCGCGCGGCCUGUGGCCGAUUCCGCCGAGCUGCUCGCCGACCGCGGCCCGCGGGAACCUGCCACCGGCGCCUCCCACUGCGGCCCACGCGGGCUGCGCGCCGAGGAGGGGGCGGCGGCUGCUGCCGCGACCCGGGCGGGCGGAGCAGUGUGACGGGCCUCGCGGCCGCCGUGAAUGGUGUCUAAGAUGAUCAUUGAAAACUUCGAGGCCCUCAAGUCCUGGCUCAGCAAGACGCUCGAGCCCAUCUGUGAUGCGGAUCCAUCAGCUUUAGCAAAAUAUGUCUUGGCCUUGGUAAAGAAAGACAAAAGUGAAAAAGAAUUAAAGGCGUUAUGUAUUGACCAGCUCGAUGUAUUUCUUCAGAAAGAGACACAGAUAUUUGUGGAAAAGCUUUUUGAUGCUGUGAAUACAAAGAGUUAUCUACCUCCUCCAGAGCAGCCAUCAUCAGGAAGCCUGAAGGUAGAAUUUUUUCAGCACCAAGAAAAAGAUAUAAAAAAAGAAGAGAUCACAAAGGAGGAAGAGCGAGAGAAGAAAUUUUCUAGAAGGCUAAAUCACAGUCCUCCCCAGUCAAGCUCCAGAUACAGAGAAAAUAGAAGUCGUGAUGAAAGAAAAAAAGAUGAUCGUUCUCGCAAAAGAGAUUAUGAUCGAAAUCCUCCUCGAAGAGAUUCAUACAGAGACCGAUAUAAUAGAAGACGAGGGCGAAGUCGCAGUUACAGCAGGAGUCGAAGUCGAAGUUGGAGUAAAGAGAGGCUUCGUGAUAGGGACAGAGAUCGAAGCAGGACUAGAAGCAGAAGCAGAACACGAAGCAGGGAAAGGGAUCUGGUGAAACCUAAAUACGACCUCGAUAGAACAGACCCGUUAGAAAAUAAUUAUACUCCUGUCUCUUCGGUACCGAAUAUUUCAUCUGGCCACUAUCCUGUCCCUACCUUGAGCAGCACCAUCACCGUGAUCGCUCCUACUCAUCAUGGCAAUAAUACUACGGAAAGUUGGUCUGAAUUCCAUGAAGACCAAGUAGACCAUAACUCUUAUGUAAGGCCACCAAUGCCAAAGAAACGGUGUAGAGAUUAUGAUGAAAAGGGUUUUUGUAUGAGAGGAGACAUGUGUCCUUUUGAUCAUGGAAGUGACCCAGUAGUUGUAGAAGAUGUAAAUCUUCCUGGUAUGCUGCCUUUCCCAGCACAGCCUCCUGUUGUUGAAGGACCACCUCCUCCUGGACUGCCCCCACCUCCACCAAUUCUUACACCCCCACCUGUGAAUCUUAGACCCCCAGUGCCACCUCCAGGUCCAUUACCACCCAGUCUCCCACCUGUCACAGAUGAUAUUUCUUAUUCUUUGGUUUUGACAGGACCACCACCUCCACUUCCUCCUUUGCAGCCAUCUGGCAUGGAUGCUCCCCCUAACUCUGCCACCAGCUCUGUUCCUACUGUAGUAACAACUGGCAUUCAUCACCAGCCUCCUCCUGCUCCACCCUCUCUAUUUACCGCAGUUUUUGUGUUACCAGAUACAUAUGAUACAGAUGGCUACAAUCCUGAAGCCCCAAGCAUAACAAACACUUCCAGACCUAUGUAUAGACACAGAGUGCAUGCACAAAGGCCUAACUUAAUAGGACUAACAUCAGGGGAUAUGGAUUUGCCACCCAGAGAAAAGCCACCUAAUAAAAGCAGCAUGAGGAUAGUAGUAGAUUCAGAAUCAAGGAAAAGAACUAUUGGGUCUGGGGAACCUGGAGCUCCUACAAAGAAGACAUGGUUUGAUAAACCAAAUUUUAAUAGGACAAACAGCCCAGGUUUCCAGAAGAAGGUUCAGUUUGGAAAUGAAAAUACCAAACUUGAACUUAGGAAAGUUCCUCCAGAAUUAAAUAAUAUCAGCAAACUUAAUGAACAUUUUAGUCGAUUUGGAACAUUGGUUAACUUACAGGUUGCCUAUAAUGGUGAUCCUGAAGGUGCCCUUAUCCAAUUUGCAACAUAUGAAGAAGCAAAGAAAGCAAUCUCAAGUACAGAAGCAGUAUUAAAUAAUCGUUUUAUUAAGGUUUAUUGGCACAGAGAAGGAACUACUCAACAGUUACAAACUACUUCUCCAAAGGUAAUACAGCCAUUAGUCCAGCAGCCCAUUUUGCCUAUUGUGAAACAGUCAGUCAAAGAGCGGUUGGGUCCAGUACCUUCAAGCACUAUAGAACCAGCAGAAGCCCAGAGUGCUACUUCAGACCUUCCCCAGAAUGUAACUAAAUUAUCUGUGAAGGACAGGUUGGGUUUUGUAUCAAAGCCAUCUGUUUCAGCAACUGAAAAGGUGUUGUCUACAUCUACUGGCCUAACAAAAACAGUGUAUAAUCCAGCUGCUUUGAAGGCUGCACAAAAGUCCUUACUUGUUUCCACCCCCACAGUUGAUAAUAAUGAAGCACAGAAAAAAAAACAGGAGGCACUGAAACUUCAGCAAGAUGUAAGAAAAAGGAAGCAAGAAAUUUUAGAAAAGCACAUUGAAACACAGAAGAUGCUGAUUUCAAAACUAGAGAAAAAUAAAACAAUGAAGUCUGAAGAUAAAGCAGAAAUAAUGAAAACUUUAGAGGUUUUGACAAAAAAUAUCACCAAGUUGAAAGACGAGGUUAAAGCUACUUCUCCUGGACGCUGUGUUCCCAAAAGUAUAAAAACCAAGACCCAGAUGCAGAAAGAAUUGCUUGACACGGAGUUGGAUUUAUACAAGAAGAUGCAGGCUGGAGAAGAAGUCACUGAACUUAGGAGAAAAUAUACAGAAUUACAGCUGGAAGCUGCUAAACGUGGGAUUCUUUCAUCUGGUCGUGGUAGAGGAAUCCAUACAAGAGGUCGAGGUGCAGUUCAUGGCCGAGGCAGGGGUAGAGGCCGAGGGCGAGGGGUUCCUGGGCAUGCUGUGGUGGAUCACCGACCCAGAGCAUUGGAGAUUUCUGCAUUUACAGAGAGUGAUAGAGAAGAUCUUCUCCCUCAUUUUGCGCAAUAUGGUGAAAUUGAGGAUUGCCAGAUUGAUGACUCUUCACUUCAUGCAGUAAUUACAUUUAAGACAAGAGCAGAAGCAGAAGCUGCUGCAAUUCAUGGAGCUCGUUUCAAAGGGCAGGAUUUAAAACUGGCAUGGAAUAAGCCAAUAACUAAUAUUUCAGCCGUGGAAACAGAAGAAGCAGAACCUGAUGAAGAGGAAUUUCAGGAAGAGUCUUUGGUGGAUGACUCAUUACUUCAAGAUGAUGAUGAAGAAGAAGAGGACAAUGAAUCUCGUUCUUGGAGAAGAUGAUUUGACUGAUCAUUGAUCUGCAUAUGCUAGAACUCUCCUUGUGUUUCAUUAGUAUUAUCUAAUGUACUUUUACAUAUUUGUAAAAAACAAUUUUUGGUAAAAUAUGAAGAUGGAUUUCACAAAUAGAUAAAAGAAGAAAACUACCUUCUGAUCUUGUAUUUUGAAAGAUUGAUGUUUGCAUUUUAUUUCAGUAAACAAUUGCUAAAGACAUCACAAUAGAACAUAUGCAAUGUUUUUAUUACAUACUUCUAUUGAACAUUACAGAAUUCUUUGGGUUAUUUGUAAAUUAAUGAAUAGAUUUGAAUACUUAUGACCCAGUAUUUGUUAUAAUAUAGAGGAUUUUGUUUUACUCCAAAUAAGGAAUGAAUUUGCAUUUAAAAUCUUAAUGAAUGUUUUCAAAAAUGAAUAGAUAACAUAGUACUCUUAACUAAAGUCUCCAAGUUAUGUAUUCAUAAUAUUACAUAGUAGUAUGCUUAGGCUUUACUAUGUAUUAGCCAUUUGUUGGACUUGUGUAUGUAUUUUAUCACAUGGGUUUUAAUGAUAAUGGUGUAUGACUGCUUUAUAUAUGAGUCCUUAUGCAUCUGGAUGCUAAAAAUAAAGUGGAAUGGUCUCUUAAAAGAAAAAAGAAAAGAAAAAAAAAAGCAGUUAC
Messenger RNA from Nannospalax galili (Upper Galilee mountains blind mole rat), 5390 nucleotides. RefSeq names its product RNA binding motif protein 26 (gene Rbm26). The transcript is spliced from 22 exons. Gene Ontology annotation, cellular component: nucleus. Gene Ontology annotation, biological process: mRNA processing. NCBI's taxonomy places the organism in Eukaryota, Metazoa, Chordata, Mammalia, Rodentia, Spalacidae. The record is from RefSeq and is a predicted model, not a curated record. The coding region runs from base 1673 to 4741 and encodes 1022 amino acids. Gene Ontology annotation, molecular function: RNA binding; metal ion binding.